AUGAUGGACCAGUCCUUGGAUGUGUUUAAACUGAGUGACAGUGGUAGUGUUCACACCUCUGCCACCUUCUCUUCCUCAACUUGCUCGGAGCCAGAUGUUUGGAGUGUGGACUUGGAUAAUAUGUUGGGCGAAACUCCCACCGAACGUCGAACGCCAGCACUACGAGUGACUUCCGAAGGUAACUACCAACGUCGUCGCAGCAGCAUGAAGGGAUCGUCUCGUCCUACCAUGAAGCGCACGGUGUCGUUUGAUAAGGUUAAAGUGCGCGAGUUCAACCAAGUCCUCGGUGACAAUCCCCCCGAACAGGGUCCUUCCAUUGGUCUUGGCUGGCUCUACCACGAAAAGAAGGACAAGGACUUGGAGGCGUUUGAAUCCAAGCGCAAAGGAUCGUCUUUUUUUGUGCUGCGCCGAAACCACUCGUCGGCGGGCCCUCUAACGCCCGAAAAGCGAGAGAAAUUGGCGCGCAAGUUGGGAUAUUCUCAAGACGAAAUUCUAAAGAACAUGCGGGCCGUCCAACGAUGCCAACAACGACGAAAAAGGACGGUAGAAGAGGUACUACUCAUGGGCAUGUACGAGCCAGAUGAGGAAUACGAUCCCGUCUCCAUCAUGAAGGCGGCGCAACGAUUGCAUGGACGAUCGUGA
This is a messenger RNA of Seminavis robusta, 642 nucleotides long. The record is from the annotation of a GenBank genome assembly. Lineage: Eukaryota; Bacillariophyta; Bacillariophyceae; Naviculales; Naviculaceae.